Messenger RNA from Rotaria sordida, 531 nucleotides. NCBI's taxonomy places the organism in Eukaryota, Metazoa, Rotifera, Eurotatoria, Philodinida, Philodinidae. The record is from the annotation of a GenBank genome assembly.
AUGGGUGUUGGAAUUGGUAUUGUAGCUAAAUAUAGUCGAUAUCAUGAUAUUUUUCGACAAUCAGUAGGCUUAGCUGGUUAUAAUAUUGUUAUUGGAUUUUUUAGUAUUGCAGUUGGAAUACUAGGUAUAGUUGUCAUCGUGCGACAACAUUCUGGUCUAAGUAAAAUUGCUGCUCUUGCUGCAUUUAUCUUGGGUGUCUUAGCAUUGGUAUCAAUUAUUGUUGGGCUUGUUCUUAAUUCUCAAGCAAUUGGUUAUAUAAAAUCACGUUUAUCAUAUCGUAUGAAUUCAUAUAUUGAAGAUCAAACUUCUAUUGAUGUAAUAGAUGACGUUCAAUCGAAAUAUGAAUGUUGUGGUGAGAACUUAUGGCUUGAUUGGGCACGUUCUCAACUAGGUUCACUACCUACAGGAGGAGGCUCAAGUGUAAUAGUCAAUCCGGGCAUUGGUACGUAUAAUAAUACAGAUAUGGAGCUGAUAUCGAUACUGUUUUCAGCAUAAAUACUGUCAUGAGCAUCGAUAUAGGUAUCCUUAUGG